Molecule: messenger RNA, 863 nt
Organism: Medicago truncatula (barrel medic)
Lineage: Eukaryota; Viridiplantae; Streptophyta; Magnoliopsida; Fabales; Fabaceae
Exons: 1
Coding region: 137-619 (160 amino acids)
Source: RefSeq, a predicted model, not a curated record
CACACAGAAGACAACAUUUAACUAGAUGUAAUUCAGCUCUUGUAAUAUAAAUAUACUCACAUAGUCACAAUACACCCAAAAUCCAUACACACUUGUGUUAUUAAGAGAGAAAGUUUCAUUCAAGUACCUCAUAAACAUGCAUUCAGAGUCAGUGAAGUCAAGUCAAUCUCCCCCUGCUGAAGGUGAGAAGCACAAGAACCUGGAUAGAGAAAUCAGGGAGAUGGUAUCUGCCAUCACUCACCGUGUCACUGGUUUUCAUAAACCCGGCUCCAGCCAUCAUUUGGACAAUGAGGAUGAACAGGGCACUAGGAUCAUCACCCUAGCAGGAAACAAUGAAGGAGCUACUCUGCGGAGCGAAUUGGAUGCAAAAUCAGGUAAAUAUUCUUCUCAUGAUGAGGCUGAAGCAUUGAGCACUUAUGUUAACAGCAACUUCCAGGCCAUCAACAAUUCCAUCAUGCUGGGUGGUAGUUACCAUGCCAAUGAUCCUGGUGUGCACAUGGAUAUUUCAGAUUUCACCGAGCCUCCUCAAAAUCAGCAAAAGGCUGAGAAGCAUGGCAAGAAGGAAAAGAAGGACAAGAAGAAAGGGAAAGAAGGUUCCAAAAGUGAACAUUCUGAUUAAUAAAGCUCUAUAAAGAUUAUGAUCAAACCUAUAUAUGAUGGAGUGUAUAAGAAGAAUAAAUGCAAUCUACACCGUUUUGGGACUAGAACUUGUGUCCACUGUUGACCACUGGUUAAUGUAUGCUUGAAAUAACCAUGUUUUCCUAAUGAUUAUUUUUUAUUUUAUUCUUGUGCUUGUUAUUCGCUUGUUUGUGGUUUAUUAAUCAUCAAGAGGACAGGAAAGUUACCAUUUCCAUGCUAAGAAA